GACUGUGGGAUGAAUGAGGUUCAGAUUGAGCCAAAAGAAAGGACAGGCAGGGAAGUGUGGGGUUUUGUGCCCAGGUACAGCCAGAUCCUCUCCCACAGCUGGGAGGGGCCAAGGGCAGGAGACACCAGCUGGUCUGGUCUGGAAGGGAGGUCACCUGACUCACGACUCAGCCUGGUCCUGCACACACCCCCUUCCCUUCACUAUCACAGAGAAGCUGGUCCCACGCACAACACUGGAUAAACAUUGGACCCUCUGCUCCAGCUGCUAACAUCAUGUCUGUGAGCAAUGGGAGGAUGGAGUCAUCCCUGGUUCAUGAGAUCCUCAGCCACCUGGGCCUGGCCAACAAGACUGCAGCUUGGGGUACCCUGGGGACUCUCAGGCCGUUUUUGAGCUUCAAUGUGGACAAGGAUGUACAGCGGCUACUAGAAGCUAUUGCAGGCCAAGGUGUGGAUCAGGGCACCAUAGUGGAUGUGCUGACCAACCGCAAUGGUGAACAAAGGCAACUUAUUGCCCGAGCCUUCCAGGAGCGCACCCAGCAGGACUUACUGAAAUCCCUGCAGGCAGCUCUUUCUGGAAGCUUGGAGAAGAUUGUGGUGGCACUGCUGAAACCCGCAGCCCAGUAUGAUGCCCAUGAACUAAGGGCAGCACUGAAGGAUAUAAGUUCUGCUGAGGAUGUAGGAGUGGAAAUCCUUUCUACGCGUUCCCCACCGCAGCUACAGGAGUGUCUGACUAUCUACAAACAUGAUUUUCAAGUGGAGAUUGAGAAUGAUGUAAGAUCAGAGACAAGCGGCCUUCUGAGGGACUUGCUGCUAGCAUUGGCUAAGGGCACCCGGGAGAGCUAUUCUGGGAUAAAGGAUUACAACUUGGCAGAGCAGGAUGCACAGGCAUUACAAGAGGCUGGAGAAAUGGGCACAGGGGAAACUUGGAUCAUGAUUCUUACCCAACGAAAUACCGAACACCUCAACCGAGUGUUUGAUCAAUAUCAGAGACAUAGUGGUCAGGAGAUAGAGGAUGGCAUCCAGAAAUAUUUUCAUGAAAGUGCCCAGACUGCUCUUCUCACCCUAGCCUCCGUAAUCAGGAACAUACCACUGUACUUUGCUGAAAAACUCCACCAGGCUCUCCAGGGAGCUGAGCCAAACUACCAAGUCUUGAUGCGCAUCCUCAUCUCUCGAAGUGAGACUGACCUCCUAAGCAUAAGAGCGGAGUUCAAGAAAAAGUUUGGAAAGUCCCUCUAUUCAUCUCUCCAGGAGACCAUGAGAGGGGACUGCCGGUCAGCUUUACUAGCCCUAUGUCGGGCUGAAGACAUUUGACAUACAUCCCCCAGAACCUUGUGUCUGCCACUUCCAUCUACCCCUCUUGUCAUUUCCAAGGAUUAGAGACAUGCAGGCCUGGCUGGGCCUUCUGGAGGUCAUUUUGUCUAUUCCUUUGCCUUUAAAUAAGAUGACUUCACAAAAACCAAACAGGAAUCUCUCCUACGCUCCUAAGUUUCAUCUACUUUUAAAGGUCCCUGAUAAUCUGCAGUCUUGCUCCUCUAGCUUUGCACUGGCUCUUCCAGUCUUUACAAGGUACAUAUGGUCAGUGGAGAAUUUCACAAGAGCCUAAACUUUACAAGCAAGUUUAUGGUUUGUCUUCCUUUGGGUGGAGAACUUAGGAGCUAGAGAGGCUUUGAUCUCCACUUUUUUUUUUUGAUCUGCACUUUCAAAACACAAACAUGAAUUGUUUCUAGAUCCACCUCCUCUACUCUAGACCCUCCUCUCCUUCCCACCCCCACCACUCAUCCUUCCUUGGGGAAGAAAGACAAUAAUUUAGAUCAACAAUGAAGAAAGUAGCCACAGGGCAGAAGACACCAAGUCAGAGGUUGCAAGAGAGGAAAUAUCUUCUAUGUUAGGUGGGGUAUAGGGAAUGGGACCAAGAUGCCUUUUAAAGUUUCUGUGAUCAACAUGUAGCCUGACCCAAAUCUCAUACACCAAUGUUGAUUUAAAGUGAUGAUUUAGAAUUGGAACACUAUGUAUAUAGGACCUACAGUGAAAAAAACAAGAGCAACCAAAUGGAAUUUCAGCUCCCUCUGUUGGCCUUAGGACAAAUUGCCCUCCACAUUCCUCACCCUUUUUCCACACCUCACCAUGACAAAUACUCUACUCCACCCUGCCCUAUAGGAUGGUAUGAAGUGUAAGGUUAAAAAAAAACUCAGGAAAGAAGUUUUAUUUUCAAACUUCUAAGAAGGCAUUAAAAAUGCCAGGUAGAAACCCAAACAAAACCCUGAAACCAAAAUGAGAAGCAUGCCCUGGGGACAGCCAAGAGAAGUCCAGCCAACUGGAGGUGAGAAGAAAGGGACACUCUAGACUAAGAAAUUU
Phascolarctos cinereus (koala) is the source of this 2354-nucleotide messenger RNA. It is a transcript of the gene ANXA9, whose product is annotated as annexin A9. Gene Ontology annotation, cellular component: vesicle membrane; plasma membrane; cytoplasm. Gene Ontology annotation, molecular function: calcium-dependent phospholipid binding; phosphatidylserine binding; calcium ion binding. NCBI's taxonomy places the organism in Eukaryota, Metazoa, Chordata, Mammalia, Diprotodontia, Phascolarctidae. The record is from RefSeq and is a predicted model, not a curated record.